AUGGUACAAGAUGAAAUUUGGCAUAUGGAGGUUGCUGGUUCACCAUCAUCACCAAAAACAGAUCAUGCAGUUGGCAAUACAAAGAAUUCAUUACAUAGUGAUGUCUUAAACUUAGUUUCACACUUGCUUGACCACUUGGAUGUUCCUAUUAAGACUGCUACAAACAUAAAAGUUUUCAGUUUGCAAAUUCAUUG
Messenger RNA from Entrophospora sp. SA101, 194 nucleotides. The record is from the annotation of a GenBank genome assembly. Lineage: Eukaryota; Fungi; Glomeromycota; Glomeromycetes; Entrophosporales; Entrophosporaceae.